Messenger RNA from Colletotrichum costaricense, 1059 nucleotides. Its product is annotated as UMTA. Lineage: Eukaryota; Fungi; Ascomycota; Sordariomycetes; Glomerellales; Glomerellaceae. Bases 1 to 1059 code for a protein of 352 amino acids. The transcript is spliced from 9 exons. The record is from RefSeq and is a predicted model, not a curated record. Gene Ontology annotation, molecular function: methyltransferase activity.
AUGUGCCAAGACACCCCUGCAAAUGUGGACCGCGAAGACCAGCUGGUCGCCGAUGAGCCUGUCGAAACUGACAGCGAGGCGGACCUCGAGAGUCUGCUGUCCGAGACAACGAGUAUAAAAUCUUCCAUGCUUCAGUAUCGUCAGGAAAAUGGCAGAACCUACCACAAGUAUAAAGAUGGACAAUACUUUGUUCCCAAUGACGAGACGGAAAUCGACAGACUUGAUAUGCAGCAUGAGAUCUUCUACCUAACGUGGGACGGUAAACUCGGCGUCACUCCGCCGUGUGAGCCCGACGCCAAAGUUGGUCGUGUUCUUGACCUCGGUACCGGUUCUGGACUUUGGGCCAUCGAGUUUGGCGAUUUGCACCCUGAAGCCGAGGUACUCGGUACGGACCUCUCGCCCACCCAGCCCUCGGAGGUUCCUCCAAAUGUCAAGUUUGAGAUUGAUGAUUUCGACGAGGACUGGCUCUACUCGCAGCCAUUCGACUACAUCCACAGCAGAAUUAUCAAUGGAGGAGUCGGUGAUUGGAAGAAGUUGAUCAAGAAAGCAUACGAUAACCUCCAGCCCGGUGGUUGGUUUGAGAUCCAGGAGUCAGAGUUCUCCCCGGCCGCCGACGAUGGGACGUUGCCGCCGGAGAAGGCAUUGUCCAGAUUCGCCGUGCUAGUUCGCGACGCCGUAAAGGCCUUUGGCCGGCCCUUUGUCGAGGUUCCUACCCUGAAGGACAUCCUGACAGAGGUCGGGUUCGAGGACGUGGCCCUCACCCGCUACAAGUGGCCGACAAAUCCCUGGCCCAAGGACCCUAAGCAUAAGAGAAUCGGCGAAUGGAACUUCCAUAACUUUGCGGGUGCGGUCGAGACCAUGGCACUGGCGCCGCUGACCCGCGUGCAUGGUUGGACCAAGGAGGAGGUCUUAGUGUUCUCUGCCGAGGUGCGGAAGGAUCUUAGGGAUCCCAAGGUUCAUGCCUACUUCCCCAUUUACACGGUUGUGGGCAGGAAGCCGUUGAAAGCGGCCACUCCGGCAGCAGCCACCGAGACCGCUCCGGCUGAAACCUCAGCUUGA